AUGCGGGUAUUAGAUUUCACUUUUAAGUUUCUAAUUAUUUGUGGUUGCUGGCAACCGGAUUCUUGGACAUCGUCAUAUAAACGUUUGAUCUACCAUGUGCACACGUUUUUCGUGUUUGUGUUAAUAAAUACGUUUACCUUAUCACAAUUACUGGAUAUUAUUCUUACUGUCGAUAAUGCAGCCGACUUCACCGAUAAUUUCUACAUGUUACUUGCAAUGUUCGUGUCUUGCUGUAAAAUGCUGAGUAUGUUGGUAAAUCGCAAGAAUAUUGCAAAAUUAAGAAGCAUUCUAAUGGAGGGAACAUGUAGACCACUGGAUUUGGAAGAAAUGGAAAUUUAUCACAAAUAUGAUAAGGGCGUGCAAGCGAACACGAUACAUUACGCAAUUCUGGUUGAGACGACUGGCGUAUGCAUUACGAUAACGUCGUUACUCACGGACUUCAGGAGACGGACAUUGACAUUCAGAGCCUGGUUACCGUAUAAUUAUUCGACGCCAAUCUUAUUUCACAUCACAUACGCUCAUCAGUUGAUAAGUUUGAUAAUGGGAUCUAUCAUUCACGUCGCUUGCGACGGCCUGAUUUGCGGACUAUUAGUGCACAUUUGCUGCCAGAUCAAAAUACUGGAAUCUCGUUUGAAAAGAAUAGCACACAAGCCUGACAUUCUUCCUGAGUGUAUUCUGCAACACAAUCGUAUUUUUGAAUUUGCUAUUAUGGUAAAUGAAAAGUUUAGAUUUACUAUUGCUAUUCAGUUUAUGGUGAGCACAUUGGUGGUGUGCUUCAACCUAUAUCAAUUAACUAGAUCGAGUGCAACGAAUGCAAAGAAUAUUCAGCUCGCGUUAUAUAUGUGCAGCAUGCUGACGCAAAUCUUUUUUUAUUGCUGGUACGGAAAUGAGGUAAAACUGAAGAGCCGACAACUCGUUAGUAAUAUUUUCGAAAUGGAAUGGUAUAUAUUGGACCAAAAUGUAAAAAAAGCUUUAUUAUUGAUUAUGAGACGUAGUACAAUGCCUAUUGAAUUUACCAGCGCCUAUAUUAUUUCUAUGAAUCUUGAUUCUUUCGUGGGUUUGCUUAAAACAUCAUAUUCAGCUUAUAAUAUUUUGCAGCAAGUAUAAUAGACACGUGAUAUAAAUAGUGA
This is a messenger RNA of Wasmannia auropunctata (little fire ant), 1130 nucleotides long. Its product is annotated as odorant receptor Or1-like. NCBI's taxonomy places the organism in Eukaryota, Metazoa, Arthropoda, Insecta, Hymenoptera, Formicidae. The coding region runs from base 1 to 1107 and encodes 368 amino acids. Gene Ontology annotation, cellular component: plasma membrane. The record is from RefSeq and is a predicted model, not a curated record. Gene Ontology annotation, biological process: sensory perception of smell; detection of chemical stimulus involved in sensory perception of smell. Gene Ontology annotation, molecular function: olfactory receptor activity; odorant binding. The transcript has 5 exons.